Molecule: messenger RNA, 2250 nt
Organism: Dimorphilus gyrociliatus
Lineage: Eukaryota; Metazoa; Annelida; Polychaeta; Dinophilidae
Source: the annotation of a GenBank genome assembly
AUUGAUCCAGUAGGCUGAAGAGUGAAAACUGUAAGAGCCACCGUAUUCAUUUGAAACUAGAAAUAACAAUAUGUUCACAUUGUUGAGGAUAAAUUAUAAUCUUAAAUGAUUGUAUUGUCUUGAUAAAACAGUAGGUAUCUCUCUGAAACGUCCGGUAAUUUUUACAAAAAUGUGAGAUUUUUAUAUUACUACGAAAUAAUUGGUGAACUAUUAGUCAUUAAUGUUGUUGGCACGACGUUGAGAUAUGCUGAUCAGUGGAUAAUUACGAUAGGAAAAUGAAAUCCGACAAUCAACUGCCGGAAAGAAGGAUCCUUCCAUCUGAAGGCGACAGCAUUGAUUUAGAAGGUGUAGGAACGAGUUAUAAAAUGGGAGGUUUAGAUAUGGUAGAUACUAUUAGUCUUUACACCUUAAAAAUGCUCAGAGACAGUCGAUACUACGUUCAACAUCCAUAUUUUAGAAUAUUUGUGGCAUAUUUUGUUGUUUUCUGUAAUUUCCUUAUUUACGCCGAAGAUCCUGUCGCCCACAGCGUAUCUGAAUGUUCUCUUCCAGUUUUGGGUAAUGCUUUUUCGUUCGUGAUCAUUAGAUGGCCUGACGUUGCUGGCUAUGCUAUUUUAAAAGUUUUUAUGUCAACUUUGUUUCUUGGGUGUGGUAUGAUUUUUGGAAAAUACAUUAUUCACAAACGAUUCCUUAGUGGCUAUUUAAGAUUAUCGGCAUUUAGACAAAAUCAUGGAUCAUUUAUGGUCAUGUUUUUUACUACUAUUUUUUCGGCCUAUUUAGGCUCAUUGGUUUACAAUCUGUUUUUGAAAAGUGCUCCUAUGUACUCCGAAAGAGUUGAGGGUUGGAUGUCUUCAAAGUAUAUGGGGAUGUCAAAUGCAGUUUUUAUGAAAUUAGCUGCAUCGGGUACUUGGGCAGGAGAUUUGUUUACUGCUUGGAUGGUCACUGACGUGAUGCUUCAAGAAAAAUUCUAUCCCUCGUGGGCUCAAUCUUUAAGGCUUUGGUGGUCGACCAAAUAUAGAAGAAUAAUAGCAUUUUGGACGGUUAUUGUUAUUUCUUCGCUGUUUGUCGUCACUAUUAUAGCAACAGAUGUUGUUAGAUGGGAUGAGUUUAACAUGAAUAUUCUUCCCACCAAUGAACUUUCAAGAGCCUUUCUAGCUUCUUUUAUUCUUUGCUGUGAUUUGGUAAUAGUUGUUCAAGAUUGGGACUUUCCAAGGUUUAAUUCAAAUUUAGACGUCAAACUACCUGGUCUUACUAUAUCUGAAUUUAAAAUAACUCUACCGGCUAACCUAUCUAGGAUUGAAAUUAGUGGAAAAUGGUUCAAUUAUGGUAUUAUUUUUAUAGUCAUGCUGCUGGAUUUAAAUAUGUGGAAGAAUCAAAUAUUUUAUAAACCAUUAGAUUUCGGUCAAUAUGUAGGCGAAGACAGUAGAAUAUACACAGUUACAAAAGUUGAAUAUCUCACCAAUAAUCUCACGUAUGAAUACAGAAAAUCUCAUAUAAAUCCGCUAACGAAUGCGACAUUUGUAGAAGAUGACUGGGCAAUGAAUGCUAAAUUUGUCGGGUACAGUUUAGGGGUAAAAUGCAUUGCACUAAUUCCAAACGUAAUAGUCUUCCUUGCGUUUGGUUAUUCUGUCUAUUAUUUCGGAAGGCUUUCAGCAGAGCAGCCUGUGCGCUGUGUUAAAGUUAAGAAAAAGAAACCUAGACGAAUCGAAAGGUUUUUAAGCCAUUUUAGUAAAACUGGAACAGACGAUAUUGAUACGAGUAAGAUCUAAUUGCCAAUGUUACUUUCAACUAUUCUUUCUUUGCUGUAUUCGUAUAUAAACCUGCAUGUAUCUAUCCACACGCACUACCUGAUUUACAUUACACACAUGAACACACUCAUACAUACGUUCAUACGCACAUUCAUAUACUGAAAUAUACCCAAAUAUGAAAUCAAUAUUUUUUUAUGAAAAACAAAAGAAACAUUUUUUACAUUUUGUUUUUCUUUUAUUGAAAAUUAUGAAUAACUUCCUGUAUUUUUAAAGUCUUAUUUCUAUUGUUGAGAACUAUUUUAUGUUCAAAUUAGUUUGUUUUAGUGACAAUGAAAAUGAAUUGUUUUUAAUAAAAAAGAAAACGAAAAAACAAAAAUAGUGUUAAGAAUAUAUAGUCUUAUGGAUGCUGUUUGCCCUAUAGAGCGUAGGUGGUUAGAGAUAAAUGAGAGUCGUUGAAGGGGUGAAGACUGGUGGAGGCAGUGAAAACUAGAAGAGUAAAUAAUUC